AAAUUGAAAAUUAUGCAACAAUUAUUUAAAUUAUAUGAUACUUAUUUCUGAUAAUGUUAACACUAAAUUAUAAUAUUGAUAACAUUAAGAAUUUUAGAAACACGAGAAAUUAUUUUUUAAAUUGCUCUGAUGCAUGCAGUCUCAUACAGUCGUGGUAGUUGAUGCCUACCUAUGUUUGUAACACGUUAGAUUAGGUAAAUCAAAUAAUAAUUAUUCAUAUUUAGCAAUAUACCUACAAUGAAUGAAAACAAAUUGGAUACAAAUAACAAGUUAAAUUCUAUUUCGAUUAAUGGACCUAGACAUUAUUCAACUUCAUUAAUAGCUGGUGCUGUUGCUGGAACUGUUGUUGAUGUUGCAUUAUUUCCACUUGACACAUUAAAAACUAGAUUACAAAGCCAAUAUGGAUUUGUUCAGUCAGGUGGUUUCAGAGGUAUUUAUAAAGGACUAACGCCGACUAUUAUUGGUGCCCCUUUUACAGCGGGAUUAUUUUUUGGCACUUAUGAUGGUUUUAAAAAUCUAUUUCCUAAUGUAUCUAACAAUACUGCUCCAUUAGUUCAUUUAUGCGCAGGAAUCGUUGGUGAAGUGGUUUGUUGUACAACCAAAGUACCCAUAGAGAUAGUAAAACAAAGACGUCAAGCAUCGCCAAACCAAGAAUCCAUUUUAAAAAUCAUAAGAAAUGCAUAUGCUAACGAAGGAGUUUUUGGAUUUUAUCGUGGAUUCUGGACAACUGUUAUGCGUGAUGUACCGUUUUCUAUGUUGCAACUACCAAUAUGGGAAUAUUUAAAAAAAGAGUAUAGAAUUUUUACUGGUAAACCUUUAACAACAAUAGAAGUUGCAUUAUGUGGUUCUAUAUCAGGAGGCAUAGCUGCUGCUUUAACUACACCUAUUGAUGUAACAAAAACACAAAUUAUGUUAGCAAAUAGUGCCGUGGACCAAAAUUUCUCAACAGUCUUUAAGAACAUAUACAAAAACAAAGGACUCAAUGGAUUGUUUGCUGGUUUUCUUCCAAGAGUUGUAUUUAUAAUGAUUGGUGGAGCUUUAUUUUUUGGCGUAUAUGAAAAAACAUGUAGACAAAUUGAAGAUAAACAUAAAAAUAUGAUUUGAAAUUUUUUAAUAGUACUUAAGUUCAAGUUGAUGAACUUUUCUAAUUUUUCAUUGUUACCAAUAAUUGUUAUAGUUUUUUAUUUAUUAAAAUAAAAUAUUUAAAUAAUAA
Messenger RNA from Aphis gossypii (cotton aphid), 1213 nucleotides. Its product is annotated as S-adenosylmethionine mitochondrial carrier protein-like. Gene Ontology annotation, biological process: transmembrane transport. Gene Ontology annotation, cellular component: mitochondrial inner membrane. The record is from RefSeq and is a predicted model, not a curated record. Gene Ontology annotation, molecular function: S-adenosyl-L-methionine transmembrane transporter activity. Lineage: Eukaryota; Metazoa; Arthropoda; Insecta; Hemiptera; Aphididae. The coding region runs from base 238 to 1104 and encodes 288 amino acids. The transcript has 6 exons.